AUGAUCCGAACCAAGAAUCGCUUGGAGAACAUCUUCAAGAGCGACCUUACAUUCUCCGGCUCGUCUUCGUUCCACCGUGCUUACCCGGAAGCACCCAACCCUUGUCUCAAGAUCACUGGCAUCGGAUCUAUUGGACUGCCUUUGAAUGUGCGAGAUGCGGAGGCGAUCAAGGCUCGCGCUCAGCAAGCCCCCUUUGGCAAGGCUACCAAGACAGUUGUAGACAAGUCAGUACGGGAUACGUGGGAGAUUGACGGCAAGCAAGUCGAGUUCGAGAACAGAGCUUGGGCUCCCUUCAUGGAUCGGGUCGUCCGAACCGUCUGUGAGACGCUGGGAGUAAACUACGAUGCCAGUCAACCUCGUUGCGAUUUAUACAAGCUCCUGCUAUAUGAGAAAGGCUCACAUUUCAAGCCUCAUGUCGAUACCGAGAAGGCGGACGGCAUGUUCGCUACGAUCGUGAUCGUGCUGCCUUCAAGGUUCAGUGGCGGCACCGUACAUGUUACCCAUGGUGACACCUCAGAAGUGAUAAACUGCAGCGUCAACAGUCACACUGACACGACUGUGCUCGCAUGGUAUACGGAUGUUCAGCACGAGGUGAAGCCUAUCACGAGCGGGUACCGGCUUGCCCUCUCCUUCAACCUCAUUCAUACCACAAAGUCAUUACGACCAGCUCUGCCAUCUCAGUCUGGUGCCGCCUCGCGCCUUCGCGAUGUCCUCACGUCAUGGAGGGACGGCGACGGUGGUCCCAGCAAGAUAAUGUAUCUGCUUAGCCACAAGUAUUCCCAGGCGAACCUCAGCGGAAGCGCGCUGAAGGGCGCGGACGCUCAGUUGGUUUCGACUCUGGAGGCUGUCGCGCGUCCCCUUGGCUUUCACCUGGGGUUCGCUAACCUGAUCUGUACUGAACAUGGAUAUGGGGACGCGAUGUCGUUUAGCGACGAGAUAUCGAUGAUUGAAGUGGAGGAAACCUCGGUGGAGCUGGAGAACCUCGUUGACUUGAGCGGGAGCCUCAUUAGACGUGUCUUUGAGUACGAUGUGAACAAGGAAGUUAUCCCCGAGAAAUUCGCCCGCGAGAUCACCUCCGGGGAGUAUGACGAGCAAGACGAUCAUGGAGGUUACACCGGGAACGAAGGCGCGACGAUCGAUCGAAUCUAUCUCCGGACCGUUGUGGUCAUCUGGCCGUCCUGGACGCAUUACGACAUUGUAUAUGGCGAGGACGCCUUUUGGCACGCGUGCGAGGAGCUCGAAUCCUCGACGACGACGUCUCCUACCCUGGAGGAGAACCAGCUAGUGCAGUAUAUCCUCAGCCGCGUGGAUGCGGAUGACGAGAAUGCUGACCAUGAGCAAGCCGUGUCCUCCGUCGCGACUGCUGCCGCUUGUAGAUGGAAGGACCUUGCACUGUGGAAGAAGACAAUGGACAAAUGUCUUCCGUAUCUCAGCCUGGCGAUGUCCUCGGUGGAGGAGAGUAUCUACACCGCUGUCGAGACGUUCGGAUUUGAAGCCGUCGAGUCAUUGAUGAAUGAUGUUCUAGAAGGUACCAUAUCCGAUGUGGAUGUCCUGGAGUUCCUGUCGCAGUUUGAGUCCUGGACCACCGGCAAACUGGCGAAGAAAGUCGCAGAACCUAUCAAGAGAUGGAUUGCGGAUCGACGAACGCACCGGCUCACGAACUUGACCGUAUCGAGCGGAGACGACUAUGGCCUGUUAGUCAGUCUCGUCCUCGAACAUUACGACGCCGAAUUCUUGGAAAAUAGCGUCGUUCCUCAAUUGAAGUCGCGCUGCAGACCUUCCGCGAUACCUGCCCUUGUCCAUAUUAUCAAUAGCCAGCCGAACAUAUCUUCGGAUGCUCGGACACGCAUGACGCGAGACCUCAUGGUCGUCGCCGUGGCCAAAAUUGAUUUCUACCCCGACUAUGAUUUCUACGAGCGUCGAUCGUCGACAGAGCUGGCGACCUCUUUCGUAGAAAUAUGUCUCCACUGUGGUUGGGAUGAUCUUCUCCUCAAGGUCCUUAGUCGCCUGAUGCAGGCUGAGGACCGGCAGUACGGCAUCGAAACAGGGAUUCCAGUUCUGUCUUGCAUCGGAGAGGCCGCUCGUGCUUAUCCUGCGAGCAAGCCCUUCCCCGAUGUGGUUCCCUUCGCUAAAUGGGUGGUCUCAUCAUACCUCGACGUGAUUGCCGCCCUCCCCCAUGAAAUCACUGCGAGCGACCUUAUCUCUAUUUGCGGAGCCCUAGAAGCGAUUGGCCAAUCGGGCUUGGCAGAAACUCAGCUUCUCCCCAAACUCGAGACCUUGCCGAUAUCACCUCACACCCUCAAGAGCCUCCUCGAUGGACUACAUGCCAAAGGCAAGGCUAUUGACCUCGAUAGGGGGCCAAUGAAGACGGUCAUGUCGCGCCUUGUGACCAAGUAUGCGACGAUCGUCGACUUCCGGCCUACUGGGUGGGGCCAUCCCAACAUCGACAAACAUCGAGUUGACGCAGCACACGAUGCUCUCAAGUACUGCGUGGAAGUGGGAGUUCCAGAUGCAUGCUUCGAGGUCCUGCAGCGGCUGUUCAGCAAAUCUGGGGAGCUGACCGCGGAGUUCUUGCGGUCCACAGUCAUCCCGCUCCUGAAGAAGCUUCAUCCUCUGCUCAAAAAGCACAAGCUUCGGGUUACUGCUGAUCCGAUCGCCGCGCCACUACGAACGCUGCUCCUUGACUGGGUCGGACAGGUGAUGGGACCGCAGCCAUCCGAUAGCACUCUCGCGCCCCUUCGCAGCUUAGACGACUGGACGUGUGCAUGCGAUUACUGCCCAAACGUCCGUCGUUGGCUCGCAGAGUCAGCCGAGUCGCGCCACACGUUCCCGCAUCUUGGAGCACCCAACAGGAAGCACAUCGAGAAGUUUUUCAAGGUGCACGCGCUGCACAUCGCAACCUGGCAAGCGGACAAUGCACGGCCUCAAGGGUUGGUGGUCGAGAAGCUGCCGAAGUUCAUCAAACCGAUGCAGUGGAAAGAGAACCAGAGCCAGGGCCGGAAGUUGCUCGAUGCAAUCAGUACCGACGCUCGAGAGCUACAAGCAAUACUCGGUCCGGACUAUGUGAUGCUUGCGACACAGUUAGGUGCGGACGCCCCACUUGCAUCACAAGGCAACACGGCUGCCGGUCCGUCCAAGACCAUAGCGAAGACUACCUCGAAUACGACAAAGAAGCGUCUGGACAAGGAGGCAGGAGAGGGCUCCGAGCGGCCGCCACCGACGAAGCGGAAGAAGAAGGAUACGUCGAAGGUGCUGGGGGACGUCAUCGACUUGACUUGA
Molecule: messenger RNA, 3279 nt
Organism: Dichomitus squalens LYAD-421 SS1
Lineage: Eukaryota; Fungi; Basidiomycota; Agaricomycetes; Polyporales; Polyporaceae
Exons: 11
Coding region: 1-3279 (1092 amino acids)
Source: RefSeq, a predicted model, not a curated record